AUGAAAAGGAAGAAAGUAUUUCGAGAAACCUCCGAUCAUGCGAAUUCCCACAACUCUCACAGCCAUAGCUCAGUGGACUGUGUCGAGAGCACCUCCAAAUCCGUCGAACAAUCCAUAGGAACAGCCGAAGCGAAACCAAAAGAGGAUAAUCUUUGGAAAAUUGCCGGAGCGAGGCUGGACGAGAAAAGCCAGGAAUAUUUGGAUAUUGGGGGAAACAGUGACCUCAAUGCAACGAUCCAGGCUCUAGUCGAUGAGACAAGGGCCGCGUGCGAGGAAUACGAGAAGGGUGGUUUCCGGAUUCAGAUACAUGGGAAGAAUAUCAAUGUCCGAGAUUCAGUGCAGAGUAUUCUCAUCUCAGCACUGCAGGUCCAAGAUAUUAUCAAAGCAGGUGCCGCUUUUGAUCCAACUGGGCACGCAUCAACGGCGUGGUCUGUUAUAUCGAUUGGACUGACGGUUGUCAAAAACAGCAAAGACCGUCAAGAUGCCGUGAUGCAAGCCUCUGACUUUCUGGCAGGGGUACUGGUCUACUAUGCCAUCGUCGAUGCAAGAUACCGAGACCAAGGAGUGGAAACCGAUCAGGGGUUGGAGGAUGCCCUGAUUGAGGUGUAUACUGCGGUGCUUCGCAGCACACGUGUGGCAGAGCAUAAAGGCUUUAGUAACCCUCUCGAACGUCUGAAAGCAGCUGUGGAAGAAAGGGGGAAAACUGUUGAGAUAUGGAGGCAUCUAGGUGCUGACCUUGAUCUCAGGCAGAAGGCAGAUAAGAUUCUCGAUUACACCCAUGAGCUGCCUGAGAAAAUGAACAAUAUUCCAGUCGCAGAACAACAGUAUGUGAUUACACUUGCCCCUUACUUUGGUGACCGGGAGAAUAAAAUCCGGGAAUGGUUAUCCACGGCCGAAUUUUCAAAAAUACAGAAUGAGAAUCGCACCUGUCAAGUGUCGGAAACUGGGAACUGGCUUUUGCAAUGCAGAGCAUACGCUGACUGGAAAACAACCCCGGGACGGUUUCUUUGGUUACAUGGCGUUGUCGGCUGUGGCAAGUCCGUGCUCUGCUCUACAAUCAUUCAUAACAUCCAAACGCUCUGUGAAGGUGACCGGACCAAGCAAGUCGCGUAUUGGUAUUUCCGAUUCAGUAACCGAGAGACACUGAGUAUGGAAGCUAUGAUCAGGUUCAUGCUUCGGCAACUCAGUCCUGUUCCACUUCCAAAAUGUGUGAACAAACUAUGGGAAGAGCACCACAAGGGCCAGGAGCCAGCACGAGAGCUUCUCAUGGCCGUCAUGCAUCAGGUCAUCGAGGAUCUCAGCGGAACGACAUUUUUGAUUCUAGAUGCUCUGGAUGAAUGCCCCUGGGAACCUGGCAACCGCGAAAGAGAUUCAUUAUUUGAGUUCCUCGGACAGCUGAUGGAACGACACAGCAGCAAACUUCACAUUCUCGCAACCAGUCGAUCGGAACCUGAUAUCGCUGCGAAGCUCCAGCACAGCCAGAAUCUUAACCUACACAAGCUCGACUUGGAAGAAGGGCUCAGUAAUGAUGUAGCAGUAUUUGUUAGUAAUCAGAUUCUGCACGGCACUUUGUCAGUAUGGGAUUCAGAGAUCAAAGCUCAAAUUGAAUCGCGAUUGCGAUUCCGAUGGGCAGAGCUUCAAAUCAAGCGACUCGAAGAAUGCCAUGUCGAGGAUGACAUCCUGGAUGCUCUGGAUACAAUCCCCGUUAAUUUGGAGGCAACCUACCGAAACGUCCUGGGGAGAAUACAACCAAGGCACCAAAAGAAAGCACAAUUGAUUUUGACUUGGCUCAGCUUCUCCAUGGUACCAAUGACCCUAGAAGCCGUUGCAGCAGCUGCAUCGCUCCCAUUGACUCGAAGUGUUAUGGAAAUAUGCACCUCCGCGCUGAUCUCAGUAAGCCCAACCGACAAUAUCGUGCGACUCGCCCACUUCUCAGUCAAGGAGUUCCUGGUUUCUGAAGAUUCUAUGAAAGACGUGAACUGGUGUAUCUCAUCAGCAGACCUAUGUCACGCUCUCAUUGCAGAAAGGUCAAUUCAGUGCCUUCUAGACACAGACGAAGACUUGACACAGGAAGCCGCAGAAAAGCAACCAUUGUUGCAGUAUGCUGGAAAAUUUUGGGACGCACAUUUCAGACAAGCGGGAAACCCCCAACCCCCAGAGCUUCAAGACAAGGUGAAUGAUCUAUUCUCCAACCAUGUUUCCUACAUCAACUCACUUCGUUUGUUUCGUUCCCAAGUCUACUGGGACACUGCUCGAUGGUGGACAACGCCGCCCGGAGAGUUCCCUCCCCCCAUAUACACAGCCUCAAGCCGCGGACUGGCCGAAAUUGUCAAGGCUUUACUUGACAGAAACGCAAAUUCGUUCGAAUCAAUCCCCACGGACUUCAACUUUCACAACGCAUUCAUAGCUACCAUGAAGGCAGGUCAUUUUGAUGUUUUAAAAGUGCUUUUGCAAAGCCAGCAACCCACCAAGGAAACUUCUUUAGGGAUGAUUGAACAUUUCAAGCUUGCCUAUCUCGACAUGGAUGAGAUCAGAGUGCUAUUCGACAUGCUUUGGGGCCAACACACUUUCUUUGAUCGGUCCGAACAGGAUGUCACUAUUGACGGUGAUAUCCUCGAGAAAGCAGUGGCAAAUGAGUCUUUCGGAAACAUGUUACUAAAGUGGUUUCUUGAUAACCAAGAGAAGGCGAAAGUUGUGAUCACUCAGAAUUUUUUAAAGGGGGUCCUUCGCAACGAGCGACAUGGCAGAGAAAUGAUGGAGACGCUGUUUGACAGGAGGGAUGCGGACGUCCAUUUCACAAAAAUAUCUCCUUGGUGGUGGGUGGAUAGGCCUGACGUUGCAAAUCUUCUAGAAAGGCGACGUGAUGAGAUUUGCUCCAAUAAAUCCAUCUUGCAGUAUGUUUCAUGGCAAGAGAGCCGGGAAAUGGUUGAGCUCCUAACCCAGGGCUAUGCUAAUCCAGCUGAAAUCGAAGAGCGUUUGCUGAUUGAAGCAUCAAUGACCGGUAACAUAGAACGAGUUCACUCCCUUUUGGAAUCAGGGGCAAAUGUUACCCAGGACGUCAUUGCUGCUGCAAGGUCUGUUGAAACGAUGGAGCUGUUGCUCAACCACUGGAGAUCCGACGAACCUAUUGGCGAGGAGGUGCUCCUAAAAUUGGUAGGAUCGAGUUCUGAGAGCGACGCUAUGGUCAAGAUGCUGUACCAGCGUCACAAAGCACAUAUGACAGUCUCACAGGCUGUAUUUAUCGAAGCUGUUUGUUACUCAACUCGUGAAGUUGUAGAGCUCCUUGUCAACAUUCCAGAGUCAAAUAUCGCCAUCACAGAGGAGUUACUAUGCAUCGCAGCAAGCAAUAUACCUGAGCCUGUUCCCGUCAUGGAAUACCUGUUGCAGCUCGGUGGAAACGCAAUCAGCAUAACCGAAACUGUACUGGUUUCUGCUGCGAGCAGCUUCGCAGAGCAUCCCAAAGACUUGUUUGAGCUCCUUCUGGACAGAUUUCCUACGGUAAAGCUCACAACCCCUGUGUUUGAAACAGCGGUUAGCAACAAGCAUCUCAUGUCCUUCCUCCUGGACCGGUCUGACAAUGAGGCACCCGUGAAGGAGAUAGUACAGACCCUUACGAAGUUGAGCUAUAAUGGGGCAGAAGUGCUAGAGCAAUUUCUCGAGAGAGAGUUGAUAGAGGUCGAUGAAUGGCUGGUGGAAAGUUUUGCUCACAACGAUCGGGCGCUGGAACUCUUCUCCCGCAGAAGACCCGAUCUGCCCAUCACACACCAAGCACUAAUAAAUGCUACAAGCAAUAUUGAUUCAUUGCGAAUACUCUUGGAUGCAUUGAAUGACAACGUCGAAAUUACCGAAGACAUUAUGCUUGCUGUCUUAGAUGCUGAUGUCAUGCGCUUUCUUUUUGACCGAAUGGGGCCAGAUUUGCCAAUUACGGAUAAUGUGUUGAUACACGCAGCCAUUCGGCCCGAUGUCGGAACGUUGAAGUUUGUCCUUGAACAUCAAGAUGAUCUAGAUAUACAGGCAGGAUGGGAGGCCCUCUGGCAGGACAGAGCUCUUUAUUUCAGGGAGAAGCAAGCAGUUGCUCUCCUUGUACACUCGAAUGUCGAAGUCACAGAGAAAAUAAUUGAGACUAUAUUAUCACUGAAUUAUCAGGGCAAUAGCUUCAUGUCUUCUCAUGUGCUUCAAACAUUGCUAUCCACAUGUGUUCGCCAUCGAGUGCCAAUGCCUGGGACUGAAAGGGCAAUGGAGAUUAUCUUGACCAACUGCAACGUGGAAACUGUGACGAAGUUUCUCGAAUACAAACCAGACGUAGAAAUCACAGACCAGCAUUUUGAAGUGGUUAGGAAGUCUCAGCAGAAUGAUAAGGAGAAAGUGAUGGAUCUCCUAAUUACAAAACGUUGCCAGAGUGGAUAUGAAGGGUUAAAUUAG
Molecule: messenger RNA, 4422 nt
Organism: Aspergillus wentii DTO 134E9
Lineage: Eukaryota; Fungi; Ascomycota; Eurotiomycetes; Eurotiales; Aspergillaceae
Exons: 9
Coding region: 1-4422 (1473 amino acids)
Molecular function (GO): protein binding
Source: RefSeq, a predicted model, not a curated record